Molecule: messenger RNA, 2047 nt
Organism: Malania oleifera
Lineage: Eukaryota; Viridiplantae; Streptophyta; Magnoliopsida; Santalales; Ximeniaceae
Product: geraniol 8-hydroxylase-like
Exons: 2
Coding region: 37-1638 (533 amino acids)
Molecular function (GO): heme binding; oxidoreductase activity, acting on paired donors, with incorporation or reduction of molecular oxygen; monooxygenase activity
Source: RefSeq, a predicted model, not a curated record
GAACAAACAACGUGCAAUACGCUUUCCGACGGAGUAAUGUCCCAUCGACAAUAUAUGUUUUUACUAUAUAUAUAUAUAUAUCUGUAUACCCCAACACUGGAUGUAGAACAGCUAAAGGUAGCCAUGGAUUUCUUCACAUAUGUGCUAUUCAUUUUCUUCACCUGCGCUUUGGUACUUCAACCCCUCCUUUCACUCUCAAGACGAAGCAAAAGCAUCAACGGCAAACUCCCGCCCGGACCGGCUCCCUUGCCGGUCGUUGGCAACCUCCUCAAGCUCGGCAACAAGCCCCACAGGUCCUUAGCCGACCUGGCCCGCCUCCACGGACCCAUAAUGACCCUGCGCCUGGGUCGCCUAACCACCAUAGUCAUUUCCAGCGCAGCCAUGGCCGAAGAAGUCCUCCACAAGCAAGAUCUCACCUUCUCCAGCCGAACCAUCCCCGACGCUAUCCACGCCAUCCACCACCACCAGUUCUCCAUGAUUUGGCUGCCUGUUUCGCCCCGGUGGCGAAACCUCCGGAAAAUCUGCAACACCCAAAUUUUCACCCCCUAUAGACUUGACGCCACCCAGAGUCUCCGGCGGCAUAAAGUGACGGAGCUGCUCGACGAAGUAGGUGAACGAUGCAGGGCCGGUGAAGGAGUGGAGAUAGCGUUGGUGGCCUUUAAGACCGCCCUUAAUUUCUUAUCCAACACCGUGUUUUCUGUGGACUUGGCGGGUUCGAAUAAUUCUGAUACGAUCCAAGAGUUCAAGGAGGAGAUGUGCAUGCUCGCAGACGACAUCGGGAAGCCCAAUCUGGUGGACUAUUUUCCGGUGCUUAGGAAGAUAGAUCCGCAGGGUAUAAGGCGUCGGAUGACAGCUAAUUUUCAGAAGGUAACUGGGCUGUUUGAUUCCAUGAUAGAGCAGCGGGUGCAGUUGAGGAAGAUGUAUGGUGGUGUGAGAAGCAACGAUAUGUUGGAUGUUCUUCUCAACAUCAGUGAAGAGGGAGGUAGUGAGGGGAUUGAUAGAACUGAUAUCCUACACCUGCUAAUGGACCUAUUUUCAGCGGGAACUGAUACAAGUUCAGGUACAAUGGAAUGGGCAAUGGCUGAGCUACUCCAUAACCCCCAUAUGUUGUCCAAAGUCCAAACGGAGCUCCGAGAAACCAUUAGAAAGGGCAACUCGAUGGAGGAAGCAGACAUAGCUUGCCUCCCCUACUUGCAAGCAGUUGUGAAGGAGAUCUUUCGACUGCACCCACCACUCCCGUUGUUGCUCCCUUACAAGGCUCAAACUGACACAAACGUCUGUGGAUUCCACGUCCCAGAGGGUGCACAAGUGCUAGUCAAUGUUUGGACCAUUGGUAGAGACCCAAAAACAUGGGCCGAACCUAACUCAUUUGUGCCUGAAAGGUUCUUGGGCUCCGACAUAGAUGUGAAGGGCCGGAAUUUUGAGCUCAUUCCAUUUGGUGCCGGCCGACGAAUAUGCCCAGGUUUGCCACUUGCGACCAGGAUGAUUCACUUGAUGUUAGGCUCACUUCUUCAUGCUUUUGAUUGGAAGCUUGAGGAAGGAAUUGGACCAAAGGACAUGAUCAUGGAAGAUAAGGUUGGACUUACAUUGCGAAUGGCUCAGCCUCUCCGAGCUAUCCCUAUCAAUGUGCAAGAUUAGAAGAUGAAGUUACUUAAAAAAAAAGAAUCUUGAUCCACAAAGCAUUUAGAAUACAUCAAUUACAGGAUCUUGUAUACGUUUGAACUCUCUUAGUAAUAUGUGAUGUUCAUGGUUAAGAUCUUAUGAAAUAUUUCCUUAAAAAAGACUUGCAUGUUGUGGGGUAUUCUAUACACUUGUGUGAUAUAAGCAAUGUGACUUUGUCUAAGCAUACAUGACAUAGUUUUAGUUAAGGGACACAGUAUUCCUAUGUCACCUGAGUUUUAUUUUCAUUCAUUUUUGUGUGAGUCUAAGAACUGACAUGGCAUCGAAUAAUUGAUGGUUAGAAAUCUAUGUGGAGGAACUGUCUCUUACUCAGGAUAAUUUCCUACCACUUAUUAAUUAGUGUUGAAUAAGAUAGUUUUGGAAGCCA